Molecule: messenger RNA, 1184 nt
Organism: Closterium sp. NIES-67
Lineage: Eukaryota; Viridiplantae; Streptophyta; Zygnematophyceae; Desmidiales; Closteriaceae
Source: the annotation of a GenBank genome assembly
CUCGUCUCGCCAGCUUCCGUGCUGUCGGUAGCCUCCUGAGGACAGGUGGAGGUUAGCCGUCGCUCCCUUACUCGCGACUAAGGUUGCCCUCGUCGCCAUGCACGCUCUGCUCGCCAUCCCCGACGUGGCAGCCACGUCGCUCGAGCCGCACGUCGCGAUGUUGGACGUUCCCCAAGCGCUCACGAAUGGAGAUUUGCGAUCGAUCGACCGAUUCUCUAUCCGUCCCCCUCCCAACGUGACGCCUAUUACACGGCAAUACCACCGCCACCAUCAGUUUGUUGUCGUGCUUCUUGCUCGUCGCGUUGUCUGCUUCUCGCGUUCAUCCGCUUUUCCUGUUCGCCUUCCUCAGACGCUCGGCUUCGGGUGAAGUGUUUGUCGAAAUCCGUCCGUCCGUCCGUCCGUCCGUCCGUUCGUCCAUCCGUCCUUCCGUUCGGCGAACCCUGCGAUUUCUUUCGCCAAGCCAAAAUCCGCGAGGCGCGGGUUGAUUCUGGUGGGGCACCGCGUUGUUAUCAAGCGCUGAUAAUCUCUCGGGGGAUUCGGAGCCGAGACUGCUUUGGCGCCAUGACUUUCAGUUGGCUCACUCUUCUCGGUCUCGUCGUUCUCUUCAUCCUGCUCUCUCCGGGGCUUCUGCUCCAGAUCCCCGGUGACAACCAGCCUAUAGAGUUCCGCAACUGGCGCACGUCGCUGGCGUCGGUGCUGGUGCAUGCGGUGGUGUUCUUUAUCGUGGUGUUGCUGUGUGACGAGUACUUCUCCGCCAGUGCCGCUGGUGGCGGGAAGCACGAUUAGGGGAGGUCAAGUUGGUCUGUGGCGGGCGCUUGUGCUGGUGCAUGCGGUGGUGCUCUUCAUCGUUGUCCUGUUGUGCGACGAGUACUUUUCCGCCAGUGCCGCGUGUGGCGGUGGGAAGAAAGACUAGUGAGGGGAGAGAUGGUGAGGGAGGGAGGGUCUGACAUCAGUGUGGUGCAAUGAUGUUUCCCCUCGUCGUUCUGGAGUGUGACAUGAGUAAUUCUCUCCUAGGGCUACCAGUGGUGGGGGGGGGGGUGCAUGACUAGGCUAGUGCUGAUGCUGCUGUUCAAGGGGGCAGUCUGAAAAUCAGACGGGUUCUUAGAGCUUCGUGUGACCGUCAGACGGAUUUAUUUUUCUUGUCUUACGAUUCAAACGAAAUGCAAGCACAUGUCAGAGUCUGA